Molecule: messenger RNA, 1564 nt
Organism: Rhopilema esculentum
Lineage: Eukaryota; Metazoa; Cnidaria; Scyphozoa; Rhizostomeae; Rhizostomatidae
Source: RefSeq, a predicted model, not a curated record
CUUUGACAAGAAGGAAUCCACAUCAAAGAUUAAUCAUGACGGCGAGGAAGAUUACAGUUUAACAAUAAUGUGAAAGUCGCACAAUCAUUUCCGUUCCCUCUAGCUACGCCGAAAAGGUCACGUUUAGCUAAUAAUCAAGUCAUUUAUAAAAGACUUGACGUUGAAAAUAAAUCCAGAAGAAAUUGUUCACAGAGACUGAGCAUCUUGAGAUUUUUGGACAAUUUUCUAUCUAUGCCCAACAUGCAAUCACAAUUUACAACCAUACUUUUCCUAUGCGGAGUUCUGUCUUUUCAAGUCUUUGUCCACUGCGGACCGUUGGAGGACCAGCUCUUUCUGAAUGAUACCAGAGACAUCGCAAACAGUGUGUCGGUGGAGAAAUCACCCGAAGAGCAAAACAACUUGAUUAGUGAAACAAAGAUACAAAAGGCUUCUGACACAAGUGCAGUACCUUCACAUCUACCAACAACUGUGGUCACACCAAUAAGAGAAACAGGCAUUGUGAAUGGAAAUGCGAAGGAGCUGAGUACGUCAUCAAAACCGACAGAAUCAUUUGAAACAACAUCACAGAUAAGUCCUCUGAAGAAGUCAUCAACAAAAGGCACAUUAAAGAAUAAAGAAGUAACUACACAGUCAACACAGAUUACCGAAAGUGCAAGUAAUCCUUCAACGCUUGCUCCAAGAUUGCAAGUUACAGAAACCUCUAAUCUUCGAAUGAAUGAAACCAACAAAGUUACAAAAUCCAAUGCAACAGUGACUGCUUCAACAAACCUAAGUGCAACACCAACAACAAAAAGGCUUACCACAGAAAUCAACAAUCAAAUUAAAGAGAAUAUGGCCAACAGAACAACAACAGCCAUACCAACAGCUACAGAGACACCAGUGAAAGCAAAAAGUUGUGUAGACAAACUUGGCACUCAUUCCUGCAAAAUUUUGGCAAAAAGAUAUCCUAAUUAUGAUCUUUGCAAAGUACUAAAAGUAAUGAGUAUCCACUGCACAAGAUAUUGUGGUCUUUGUGGUGCCAGGAUGCAAGAAUUAAAUAAACAUGUCAUAAAACCAGGUACAGUAAAGCAAGAAUUAAAAAAGCGAAUCAGAAAACCAGUUUGCAAAGAUUUUUCAAAGAUAUUCUGCAAACGGUUCCAAAUACAUUGUGAUGAGGAUUCGCUCAACGGGAAAAGGAUGCGAUACUAUUGCCGUAAGAGGUGCAAAACAUGUUAAUCCCUUGGCAAAAGACAGAAGGAACUUGGUUACAAACGGGUGGAGAACUCAAGUCAUGACUACUUUAUUUAUUCUUUAUGUUGUGAUAAAUAUGCUGAAAAGCUGGAAUUUUCUGUAAAAUUUCUUAUUGGCAUCAUGAUUAGUUUCUUAUUUUAAAGAAACUUUAUGUAAACUUAUUUGAUGAUAUAAAAAAGAAUUGAUGAUUGCUACAUUUGAAAAUUCUUUGAUUUAUCAUAUUUCUCCAACAGCAAUACACCAUUGUGUUAGAUUAUAGACGAAGUAGCAAAAUGAUUCAUUAAAUACCUACUCAAAAUUUUUGUUUUUCAUUUUGUGGUGUUUACAAUGAGUC